Molecule: messenger RNA, 1854 nt
Organism: Prunus avium (sweet cherry)
Lineage: Eukaryota; Viridiplantae; Streptophyta; Magnoliopsida; Rosales; Rosaceae
Source: RefSeq, a predicted model, not a curated record
AUGGUUUUGAUAAAAUAUUUCUUAUGCUGGUUGCUCAUACUCAUAGUAGCAGAAGUAGAUCAUCAUGUUCUGGUACAUGGCGCGGGCGCAGUAUUAGGCCUUGGAGAUUGCGCAGAAACAAGAUGUAAACACGACGGACCAGCCAUCCGAUUCCCAUUCCGACUCAAAGGCAGGCAGCCAAUCCAUUGUGGUUACAAGGGCUUUGAUCUAUCAUGCACCAAUGACAACCAAACUGUGCUCGAGAUGAUGAUCAUGCCGUCAUCGUCCUCAGCUAAUCAUGAUAAGCAGCAUGUCUUGGUUAAAAAGAUUAAUUACACAACUCAGGAAAUUGAAAUACAUUACCAAAUUGGUUGCCCGCCGGGGCUGAUUUUUAACCUCAAUUUAUCUUCUUCUCCCUUUGAAUUCAAAGACUUUAAUUAUACCUUAUUCAGUUGUCCAUCAUCUGUACCAUAUUUAUCGACCGGUUCUUAUGAUUGUCUGACGAAACUGAGCCCUUGCCUUGGAAAUAUUAAUAACCAGACUAAUUAUUAUGCUAUGCUUGGUGGAUGUUCCAUUAGUAGAAUGCCCCUGGUGUCUUGUACCAAGGUGCUUGACUACACAUCAGUUCCAGAUCUGUUUACCAUCAAACAGGCCAAUAUUCUGAAGCUGCUCUGGUUCAUACCUGAUUGUCGACGUUGCGAAGCUUUGGGCAAGGCAUGUAGAUUCAAGGAUGAAUUUUAUUCCACACAAAAAAAUCACACUGAAACUCAAUGUUACGUGCUCAAAGGUAUUUGUGCAGUUUCAGUGGUUGCUAUAGUAACAGGGAUUGUAAUCUCUUAUGUCUAUAGCUCUACCAAAACAGAGAAAGAAAGCCAGCUAAGAAUUGAAAGAUUUCUGGAUGAUUACAGAGCUCUCAAGCCAAGCAGAUACUCUUAUGCUGAUAUUAAGAGGAUGACAAACAAAUUUAAGGACAAGUUGGGCCAAGGGGCCUAUGGAACAGUGUUCAAAGGAAAGCUUUCCUCUGAAUUGCUUGUUGCUGUGAAAAUCCUGAGCAACUCAAAUGAAAAAGCAGGGGAGGAUUUCAUCAAUGAAGUUGGAACAAUGGGUCGAAUCCACCAUGUCAAUGUGGUCCGCUUGGUUGGCUUCUGCGCCGACGGAUUUAUACGAGCUCUUGUCUAUGAUUUCCUACCAAAUGGUUCACUGCAAAAUUUCAUAUCAUCAUCAGCAGCAGCAGCAGAUCAUAGGAGCAGAAAUGAUAAUUCUAAUUUCCUUGGUUGGGAUAAGUUGCAAGAUAUUGCUUUAGGUAUAGCCAAAGGAAUUGAAUAUCUUCACCAGGGGUGUGACCAGCAAAUUCUCCAUUUUGAUAUCAAGCCCCAUAAUGUGUUGCUGGAUCAGAAUUUUACCCCAAAAGUUUGUGACUUUGGUCUAGCCAAGUUGUGCUCUAAGGAUCAAAGUGCAAUAUCCAUGACUACAGCAAGGGGGACCAUGGGCUACAUUGCGCCCGAAGUCUUCUCUAGAAACUUUGGACAUGUGUCCCAUAAGUCGGAUGUCUAUAGUUUUGGAACAUUGUUGCUUGAAAUGGUCGGGGGAAGAAAGAAUUUUAAAGUUGCAGAGGACGACGAAUCGAGUACGAGCCAAGUCUACUUCCCAAAAUGGAUCUAUAACCUUUUAGAACAAGAUCAGGAGGACCUACGGAUCCAUAUUGAGGACGAAGGAGAUGUUAAAAUUGCAAGGAAGCUUGCAAUUGUGGGUCUUUGGUGCAUCCAAUGGUACCCACUAGACCGUCCUUCCAUGAAAAUUGUUGUUGAAAUGUUGGAAAGACAAGAUGACAAGUUAAUCAUGCCUCCCAAUCCUUUUGCCUCUACUUCGAAUUAA